Molecule: messenger RNA, 4194 nt
Organism: Rhinolophus ferrumequinum (greater horseshoe bat)
Lineage: Eukaryota; Metazoa; Chordata; Mammalia; Chiroptera; Rhinolophidae
Gene: TBKBP1
Product: TBK1 binding protein 1
Exons: 10
Coding region: 942-2792 (616 amino acids)
Biological process (GO): canonical NF-kappaB signal transduction
Cellular component (GO): cytoplasm
Source: RefSeq, a predicted model, not a curated record
CCAGCCCUACAAACGCGCACACACUCCUUACUCAGACCUGGUCACACGCGUUUUUCCUGGCACUUAAUGAGGGGGGCGGUAUGGGGGCCUGGACUUGCGUCCACUUCACUCCAGGCUCUGCCGCCUGGCUUUGGGAGGUCGCGGACCCCACUGUCUCAACUCACAGCUCUAGAGCCCCCUCUCCUACGCGCUCACGGGCCCUGGCGCGCGCACAUACACCUUGGACAUUCCCAUAGUGCCUCACGUGACAGCCGGCCCCGAACGUGCCCACCCUUCACACACGCUUACGCACGCGUGCACACACGCGCACACACAAACACACGGCCACUUCCCAACUCCAUCUCGACCCCCACCCAAAGCCCUGAGAAGGCACUCAUUGACUGUGACACACCUACACUCAUUCACAGACACACACACUCCCCCACACAUUCCAACUACAGACACAUUCAUAAACGGCCAGGAGAAGUACACAUGCACCCCCUUGCCUAGCCUACUGUUUCAGGAGCCCUGAGUCAUUCCUGCCCCCUCCCAGAGCUCCCCAUUUCCCUGUGCGCAAGCCCACAGGCAGGCUUGAGAAUUCUUGGACAGUCCUCUUCACCUGAGCCCUGGUCCUCUCCCAGUUCCCCCUUCCCCUCUGUGUACCCUGUGACACUCAGCGAGGACUUCCUGUGGGUCCCAGAUCAGGGGUGAGGAGGGCCUGGAGGGUUGCCACAGCCCGGGUGUGAGUGGGGGAGGCAUUUCCUUUAACUGAACUCUGGGAUCCUGCAGGAGGAAGCCGGGAAGUUGGGCGGGGGCCCAGCAGAGGAAGUGCUGACAGUGGUGGGGCUGACCAUCCUAGAAACACUGGGCCUUCCUCAGGGAGGAGCCAGGGGUGCCAGAGGCCUGGGAUGAAGAGCUUGACAGAGAGGAGGCCCAGAGGGGCCGCAACCUGAGCCCUUACCAUGGAGUCCAUGUUUGAGGACGACAUCAGCAUCCUGACCCAGGAGGCCUUGGGGCCCAGUGAGGUGUGGCUGGAUGCCCCUGGAGACCCCUCGCUGGGGGGAGACAUGUGCUCCGCUUCCCACUUUGCCCUCAUCACAGCUUAUGGAGACAUAAAGGAGCGGCUAGGGGGCCUCGAGAGGGAGAAUGCCACCCUCCGCCACCGUCUGAAAGUCUACGAGAUCAAGUACCCGCUGAUCAAUGACUUUGGAGAGGAGCAUGGCUUUUCUCUGUAUGAAAUCAAGGAUGGCUCCCUGUUGGAGGUGGAGAAGGUCAGCCUGCAGCAACGGCUCAAUCAGUUCCAGCAUGAGUUGCAGAAGAAUAAGGAGCAGGAAGAACAGCUCGGGGAGAUGAUCCAGGCUUAUGAGAAACUCUGUGUGGAAAAGAGCGACCUGGAGACGGAGCUGGGGGAGAUGAGGGCCCUGGUAGAGACCCACCUGCGGCAGAUCUGUGGUUUGGAGCAGCAGCUGCGGCAGCAACAGGGCCUCCGGGAUGCAGCCUUCUCCAGUCUGAGCCCCCCACCUGCCCCUGCCCCACCCUGUGCUGAUCUGGACCUGCACUAUUUGGCUCUGAGAGGGGGAUCUAGCAUGAGUCAUGCAGGCUGGCCAGGCCCUACGCCGAGUGUGACUGAGCUAGAGCGGAGGCGCCUGGAAGAGGCUCUGGAGGCUGCCCAGGGAGAGGCCCGGGGGGCUCAGCUUCGGGAGGAGCAGCUCCAGGCUGAGUGUGAGCGGCUACAAGGGGAGCUGAAGCAGCUGCAGGAGACCCGGGCCCAGGAUCUGGCCUCCAACCAGUCGGAGCGCGACAUGGCGUGGGUGAAAAGAGUUGGGGAUGAUCAGGUGAAUUUGGCGCUGGCUUACACAGAGCUGACGGAGGAGCUAGGCCGGCUGCGGGAGCUGAGUUCUCUGCAGGGUAGGAUUUUGAGGACUCUGCUGCAGGAGCAGGCGCGGAGUAGCGGCCAAAGGCACUCGCCGCUGUCACAGCGCCACUCCCCGGCCCCCCAGUGCCCCUCACCAUCCCCGCCUGCCCGAGCGGCGCCUGCGUGCCCCCCGUGCCAGUCCCCCGUCCCCCAGCGCCGCUCUCCCGGACCCCCUUGCCCCUCGCCCCAGCAGCGCCGCUCGCCGGCGUCGCCCUCCUGCCCGUCGCCCGGUCCUCAGCGCCGCUCGCCGGUGCCGCCGUCCUGCCAGUCCCCCAGCCCGCAGCGCCGCUCCCCGGGGCCGCCAGCCUGUCCGGCCCCGCAGCCCCGGCCGCCGCCGCCGCCGCCCCCGCCGGAGAGGACGCUGGCCGAGCGCGCCUACGCCAAGCCGCCCAGCCACCACGCGAAGGCUGGCUUCCAGGGCCGGCGCAGCUACUCCGAGCUGGCCGAGGGCGCGGGCUACGCGGGCGCCUCCCCGCCCUGGCUGCAGGCCGAGGCGGCCACGCUGCCCAAGCCGCGGGCCUAUGGCGCCGCCGAGCUCUAUGGCCCCGGCAGGCCGCUCAGCCCGCGGCGCGCCUUCGAGGGCAUCCGCCUGCGCUUCGAGAAGCAGCCGUCGGAGGAGGAGGAGUGGGCCGUGCCCCCCAGCCCACCCAGCCCCGAAGCGGGUACCAUCCGCUGCGCCUCGUUCUGUGCCAGCUUCCCCAUCCCCGAUUCCCCCACAGCCACCGCCUAUGCCCACGCCGAGCACGCGCAGUCCUGGCCCUCAAUCAACCUGCUGAUGGAGACAGUGGGCUCUGAUAUCCGAAGCUGCCCCCUCUGCCAGCUGGGUUUUCCUGUCGGGUACCCGGAUGACGCCCUCAUCAAACACAUUGACUCCCACCUGGAGAACAGCAAGAUCUAGGGUGCCUCCCCCACCCAAUGGCUGUUUCUCUGCCCUCUCUCAUCACUCCCAAACACUCACUCUGAAUGCUGCAUGAAUCUCGUGGGGGGGCCCCUGCCCCUCGCGACCCCCAGAUACCUCCACUAGCUACCGAGUCAACGUGUGUGCCAUCUUCCCUGGUCCAGGCACCACUCAGCCCUGGCUCUUCCCAGGAGGUCAGUUGAGGCUCUCCCCAGCUCCCUGGCUUCUGCUAGGAGGUGGGGAUCUAGGCUGGGACAGGGAGGGGCAUACCCCACCCAGCCUCUCCCUCUGCCUUUCUGUUCUCAAACAGGGUUGGAUCCAAGAGGGUGUCUAGUGCUUGGGCCUGGAGGAGGGGGAGAGUAUCAGAGGACUCCAGGAGCUCCCCCAGCCUCUCCCCAGACACCCAUCUUUCUCAGGCUGUGCUCUGCCCAGGGAACGCCUCCUUGGGGGAUCCCAGAGCCUGCCCUGCACACUGAUGGCCAGCUCAGGGCUUGGGACGUGGGCCCCCAUUGGGGGAAGGAGGCAUCUUGUUUCUUGCCAUCCCCGGCAGGCUAGCCCUGUUCUCCCUUCUGCCCACCCUGGGGAAUAAGGAGGGUGGGAGAAGAGAGGGAGGACCCUUAAGGACCCGAAGGAUCCAACCUAAAGAGGAUGCCCUAUGGGCCAGGGGGCCCUGCACCAUGACCCUCAGGUCAGGGGACUAUCUGUGCCAACCUUCCAGGCCCAUGCCCUCCCCCUGGAGCCCUUGACACCGAGGCACAGAUUGUUAAGGCAGAUCCUCCCAUUCCCCUGUGCUCCACUUGAGCCCCUGACACCGCAGGUGCCCUGGAGCCCGUGUGUGACUCAGCCUCUGUUAGCUGAGUAGGUGUCAUGAGCCCUGCUUCCCAGGCCAGAACCUGAGGAUGGGCCCAGGGUGCUGUGGAGAUCAACUUUAAAAGAGCUAACCCCCUUCCCACACCCCAGCGACCCACAUUCCCUCUGUGAAAUCUACCUCAGAGUUGUACCCUCAGAAGGACGGGUAAGCAGGAGGCCAGGGGGUCACCGGGGCUGAGGUGGGGAGCUUCCUACAGCAAGAGCCUACCGCCCACGAUGAAUCCAACCUCCACCCCCACUGCCAACCUCCGCUGGGUGGCAGUGGACGCUAUUGUCAGUGCAUGUACCAUUUUGAUCCAACUCUUCCAGGCCCCCCCACCUCCUCACGCUCCUCCCCUCUUCCUCAGUGCAGGGGAGUGAAGAGGUGUGUCAGGCAGGGAAGGGGCCAAGGACUCCAGGGACACAUGGCAUUGUACCUUGAGUGUUCCCUCGGGGAGGGGAAAUGGGGAAGGGGGACCGGAGAGGGGAGGUGGGGGCCCCUGAGCUCUCUGAACAAGUUGGAAGUUCAAAUAAAACGUACCUGUUCCAUCUG